Molecule: messenger RNA, 1500 nt
Organism: Scomber japonicus (chub mackerel)
Lineage: Eukaryota; Metazoa; Chordata; Actinopteri; Scombriformes; Scombridae
Gene: akr7a3
Product: aldo-keto reductase family 7, member A3 (aflatoxin aldehyde reductase)
Exons: 7
Coding region: 145-1230 (361 amino acids)
Source: RefSeq, a predicted model, not a curated record
UAUAAUCAAUUAGCCAAGCAGCUGUCCUGCUAUUCAACAAAAGAGCGCAGUCUCCGUUUUAACCCGGUUAAGUAACUUUACGACGCUCCCUAAUUACCAAACCGACCUUUGCCCCCUCUCUGCUGCACACUGCUGUACUGUAGCAUGCGGAGUGUAAUAACAGCGGGACUGUGCGCAUUGAAACAGCGACACUUUAUUACAGACGUGCUCACACAGUUGCCGAGGUUUGCAGGAAUUGCAGCUCGUCGAAACAUGUCGUCGUCUCUAGCUAAGCGGCCGGUUUCCCUGCUCGGGACGAUGGCGUUUGGCGGCCGAGCCGACGCCGGCCAGAGCCUGGAGAUGGUGCAGGCGUUCCUGGCGAGGGGACACAACCAGGUGGACACAGCCUUCAUGUACGCGGACGGGAAGUCAGAGGUCGUCAUAGGAGGCAUGAAGCUUCCUAAAUCAGUGAGCAUAGCUACAAAGGCUAACCCCUGGGAUGGGAAGACGCUGAAGCCAGAGAGUGUACGCUCCCAGCUGGAAACCUCCCUUCAGAGACUGGGGACUGAUUGUGUAGACCUUUUCUACCUCCAUGCCCCUGACCACAACAAUCCCAUCCAGGAUACUCUCAGGGCCUGUAAUGAACUCCACAAAGAGGGAAAAUUCAAGGAGUUUGGUUUAUCAAACUAUGCAUCCUGGGAAGUUGCUGAAAUAGUGUGCAUCUGUAGACACAACAACUGGAUCGUCCCCACUGUCUAUCAGGGGAUGUACAAUGCCACUACCAGACAGGUUGAGACAGAGCUGCUGCCAUGUCUGAGAUACCAUGGAAUGAGGUUCUAUGCAUAUAAUCCUCUAGCAGGUGGCCUUCUGACUGGAAAGUAUCAUUAUCAAGAUAAAGAUGGAUCCCAGCCUGCAGGACGAUUCUUUGGUAACAACUGGGCCGCAGCAUACAGAGACAGAUACUGGAAUCAGAGUCAUUUUGAGGCGAUCGAGGUGGUUCUGAAAGCCUUGGAGACAGUGUACGGAUCAGACAAACCCACUCUGACUUCUGCUGCUAUGCGCUGGAUGUACCACCACUCAAAACUGAAGGGUGAUCUUGGAGAUGGAGUCAUUAUUGGCAUGUCGAGCAUGGAACAACUUCAGCAAAACUUGACGUGUGCAGAGGAGGGUCCUCUGGAUGAGAGAGUGGUCAACGCCUUCAAUGAAGCCUGGAAUCUUGUGGCCCAUGAAUGUCCAAACUACUUCCGCUAAAAUCUCCAUAACAGACCAUACAGAUGUUACGCACGUUUAUACAGAGAUAAGAUCUGCUGAAGGCCAUUUCCCCUUAGUUACCUACUUUUUAAUUUAAUUAAAUUUACUUUACACUUUCUUAUGAAUGAAUACACUGGAGACCGUUAAUGCAUAAGAGUACUUCAUCCUUAAUGUAUAAAUGUAAACAAUGAGAAUUUGAUAUUUUUACAAGAAUAAAAUAACCUUUUCUGGAGUCAGCUUUAAACAAAUGGACAUUAAAAGUAACAUUUA